Messenger RNA from Penicillium macrosclerotiorum, 489 nucleotides. RefSeq names its product Scytalone dehydratase. Gene Ontology annotation, biological process: melanin metabolic process. Bases 1 to 489 code for a protein of 162 amino acids. The transcript is spliced from 4 exons. The record is from RefSeq and is a predicted model, not a curated record. NCBI's taxonomy places the organism in Eukaryota, Fungi, Ascomycota, Eurotiomycetes, Eurotiales, Aspergillaceae. Gene Ontology annotation, molecular function: scytalone dehydratase activity.
AUGGAAAAUAUUCAAUUUAAAGAUUAUCUUGCCGUCAGUCGGCUUGUUUUUGAGUGGGCCGACAGCUAUGACAGCAAAGACUGGGACCGACUUCGCAAAAUUCUGGCACCAAGUCUGAUGAUCGACUACACCAUCGUCGGCCACAAAUGUUUCCCCGACAUGGAAUCGGAGGAAUUUGUCUCCAUGAUGAGUUCCCCGGACUUCCUUGGAGACCCACUCGUUAAAACUCAGCAUCUGAUGGGUGCUGUUGGAUACGAGUGGGUGUCUGACACCGAAAUUAUUGCCACCCAUCAGAUCCGAGCAGCACACCAACGUUACGAAGAUCCCGAUCUUACCACUGUUGCAUAUCGAGGCCAUGGAAACUCCACUGUCACACAUUGGUACAAGAAAAUCAAUGGUGACUGGAAGCUCAGUGGUGUGCGCCCAAAAAUCUAUUGGAAUGAAUACGACUUUGAUAAAAUCUUUCCCAAUCUUUCCGCGGAGCAUUGA